AUGCUGGCAUCUGUGGUGCUUUCGGAAAUCUUCAUGCUGAUUUGCCCCGAGGUGUCCAUCCACGUAGUGUUCUGGUUUCUGCUGGACUUCCCUGUUGUUGUCUUCUUCUUGGUCUUCUUCUUUGGGCAGCACCUCGCUUGCGGACUCUGGGGUCCCCGCUUCUGGGUGGAUAGGCUCUGCGUGGACCAAACCGAUGAGACAACGAAGGCGGAAGGGAUCGCAGGCUUGCCCACGAUUGUGGCAAACUCCAGUGAACUGCUCGUCCUCUGGGACAAGUCCUACUUCGAGCGGCUCUGGUGCAACUUUGAGCUCUCGAUCUUCUUCAAAGGAAACGGUCUCAAGAAUUUGCGGCUUGUGCCACUGUGGCUCACUCCGUGGCUGCUGACGACCAUGUUGCUCUCUUACGUUUCAGCUCGCCUCGUGGCUGUCUUCACCGAGUCUGAGCCCAGCUUCGGUGUCAAUGACACCAGCAAACUCUCUGGAGUUGCGGGCAGCGCGCUUCUAUUCGGUCUGAAGCGCUUCUGUGGCUAUGCGGCGGCAAGUCAAGCCUAUCUUUGCUUCUGUCUGCCGCCAAUCAUGGUCGGCAUCGUCUCCUUUCAAAAGAAGCUGGACGGACACCGAGACAUGCUGGAAAGCAUGAAGUCGUUCGAUGUACGCAACGCCAAGUGUACCGUGGAGAACGACCGUUUAGUUAUCGAG
Symbiodinium sp. CCMP2456 is the source of this 699-nucleotide messenger RNA. Lineage: Eukaryota; Dinophyceae; Suessiales; Symbiodiniaceae. The record is from the annotation of a GenBank genome assembly.